Molecule: messenger RNA, 3650 nt
Organism: Musca domestica (house fly)
Lineage: Eukaryota; Metazoa; Arthropoda; Insecta; Diptera; Muscidae
Exons: 12
Coding region: 531-3527 (998 amino acids)
Biological process (GO): protein import into peroxisome matrix
Cellular component (GO): peroxisomal membrane; cytosol; peroxisome
Molecular function (GO): ATP binding; ATP hydrolysis activity
Source: RefSeq, a predicted model, not a curated record
CAGGGAAACUUUUGACAUUUGCCCACAUAUGCCCGGAAACAACAACAAACACACAGAUGACAACAGAAAACAGCUGAGCAACGAGUAGUAGCAGUUGAAAUUUUGUAAAUUUUCCGGAAAUUGUGUGAACGUGCAUAAACAGUACCUUAUUUAUUUCUCUGAAGGAUCUCUAAACAGCUGUUUAUGUUUAGAUGGGACCGAUUUUCAAAACCCUGCAAGGGAUUCAUGUUUUCGAUCCGGUGAACUCUGUGAACUCCAGCUCAUGUCUGGCUUUCGACCUGCUAAGCCCUGAAUGCCUUCUUUUUCGAUCUGUUGGCCCCUUUAAAAUUAAUGUUUCUUAUGAUAAGAGAGUGAAGCGGUCGUGUAUUUGUCGUUAAUUAAUAAUUAAAUUGGGCAAAAAUAGUGAGAAAAAGAAGUUAAACCGUAGAAUUCUUCGGUUUGGUGAGUCCUUGCAGUUGGAAGUCUUUGAUUCCCGAGUUGUAGCUGUAUUUUUAAUUGCCUGUUGCAAAAGUUUCGCGGCACUGUAAAUAAUGUUUAAGCGUGCAUUCAAAGUUGUACUACGGCCAGUUGUAAAAAACAAUUUUGUUCUGUUACCCGAGAGCUAUUAUAAAGUGGUGUCCACAUAUGACAAUGGAUGUCUUCAGUUGCAGUACGAAGCACGAACGCACUAUGUAUCUUGGGCCCCGGAAGGCAGCAGUAAAGACAACGAAAUUGCUAUAAACGCAAGAGUUGCCAAAGAGAUUGGACUCAAUGAAAAUGAUUUUGUAAAAUGCACUUUAGUCGUGGAUGUUCCCAUUUUGCGAAAUGUCUUCCUUACACCCGUUUCGAAAAAGGAUUGGGAAAUAAUAGAGCUGAGUAGUGAACACAUCUCGGAUAGUGUUUUGGAGCAGACACGCAUUGUCAAUUCCAAUCAAAUUUUAAUAGUUUGGGUAAAUAAAUCCAUACAAGUAGCAUUGACGGUGGAUCGCUUGAAACCAAAUCUCACUUAUGGUAGAAUUGACCAUACAACACAAUUGAUUAUAUCGCCUGAUGUUAUCAGUAGUAACUCAAAUGGAGCAACUGAAAAUAUUCUGCGCAGUAAAACUGCCUCUAAUGUGCCCAAUGGCGAUCAACGGGGCGUUUUCGAACAGGGGCUGUCCAAAUCGUCGACCAGUAAACAAUUUAAAAAUAAUCAGAAUAUAGCCAAAUCUAGUCGGCACGACAAAAUGGAACGUUUGAAGAAAGACUUGUGCAGAGAAGCAAGUAAAUUUGUGGAGUUCAGAGUUAUAUCUGGGUCAUGGUCGGAUGACACACAAAUAUCGGACGUUUUCGUCAAUGAUAUUAACUGGCCGCCUAAUAUGGACCCAAUGUUAAUUUACUGUCUUCGUACCAUGGAGGAUCGUGAAUACUACGUUCGCAUAAACUUGAUUACUGCCGGCGAAUUUCUGACAACAAUUCACCCCACCAUAGAGAUAACUGCAAAUCUGAUGAAACUAUUAGAAUUGAAGGAAUUGGAAAAGGUGGUUCUCAAACCGAAGCCAAUGGUUGUCAAUUUUGUUGAGAAAAUUGAAUUGUUCGCCAACAAGAAAACGCAUUAUAAGGUAGUAGAAAACGCUUUUAAACGUUUUGUAAAAGAAAAAACAGAAGAAACGCCCCUUUUAUUGAACCAAAAUGAAGUUGUACGAUUAGAGGACGACCUCGUUGUAACGGUUGGCAUACUACCGGAACACUUUCAUUACUGCGCGGUCGAUUCACAAUUUCUAAAGGAAAGCAAAAUAUACGCUGCUGAUGUGGUGCGAAACGUCGAUGACAUACUUUGCGUUAAACCCCCUGUUGAGACUCCGAUCUUUUCUAAAGAUGUUAUAAAGCUUCGUGAUUUCGAUUUAAAAGUUGAAGAUCUGAUAAGUGAGUUGAGAAGAAACCUUUGUUUAGAUUCUACAAAUUCUGUUUUGCGGCAGGCGAAUAUUCUUUUGACAGGUUCUUCGGGUGCUGGGAAGACUGUUCUGGUUGAGCGUAUACUUAAUGAGUUGGUUCGCAAACCAUACUUCUGUCAUUUUGAAAUAUUUAACUGUACACGUAGCAAAGGGCGAAAGGCCGAGUCUGUGCAAAAAGAUUUGCGGACAGUUUUUACUACAUGUAUUCAAAAAGCGCCUUCAAUUGUGGUUUUGGAAAACCUAGAUGUCCUGGCUCAUGCAUCAGGUGAUCAGGCAACACAAGACAACGAAUACUUCAAUAGAAUAGCCGAUGUUGUCCAUCAACUUGUCGUUCAAUAUACAACGUCUCAUCCAAUUGCUGUUAUAGCCACUGCCAACGAAGUGCAUUCUCUCAAUAAACGCGUAUACUCGCCACGAGGCCGACACCUUUUUCAAACAAUUGUAAAUCUGCCGGGAUUAGAGAGGCAAGACCGGGAAGUGGUACUUAAGGAACUUUGUAGCCACAUUGAAACUGACAAACUGGAUUUUGAGCGGUACGCCCUUCUAACGGAGGGGUACAACAAAGGAGAUUUAGUGCAAUUUAUUGAAAGAGCAAUAUUCUACGCAUAUCGUUUAAGUAAAACCCGUCCGGUGCUCUCGAACGAACAUUUGAAAAAGUCUUUGGAAAACACUAAUUCCUAUUGCCUAAGAGGAAUAGAGAGUCAUCAAACCACCGACCAUACUUCUGAUGUGGGUGAUUCAUGCGAUGAAAAUAAUGUACACGGUUUAGAAUCGGUAACCUCCGUUCUUGAAGAAGUUCUCAUGUGGCCGUCAAGAUAUCCAAAAAUAUUUAACGAAUCGCCUCUGCGUAACCAAGCAGGUGUACUUCUCUACGGGCCGCCUGGUACUGGAAAGACGUUUUUAGUCUCAAAACUUGCUAAAAAGUGGAACCUUCGAACAAUAUCUGUUAAAGGACCGGAAUUACUCGCAAAAUAUAUUGGACAAAGUGAGGAGAACGUUCGCAACUUAUUUAAUAGGGCACGGAGUGCAAAGCCAUGUCUUCUUUUCUUUGACGAAUUCGAUAGCUUAGCACCCAAACGUGGCCACGAUUCUACCGGCGUAACGGACCGCGUAGUGAAUCAGUUGCUGACCGAGCUUGAUGGUGUCGAAGGAUUACAAGGUGUUAGUGUGAUUGCAGCAACAUCUCGGCCCGAGUUGUUGGAUCCGGCAUUACUUCGUUCCGGUCGUAUUGACCGAUUGGUUGAAUGUACACUUCCCGACUUUUCUGCCCGCGUAGCAAUUUUCGAAGCGUUAUCCACAACAUUAGCCCUUGACGAGUCAGUGGAUUUCUCUUACUUCGCCGAGAGAUCGGAAAAUUAUACUGGUGCUGAUAUUCAGAGCGUCCUAACAUCUGCCAAUAUGAUUGCCGUAAAAGAAGCUCUUGAAAAGUUUGGACAAGAGAAAAUCCCCGACAGAAUUUUGAUAAAACAGACCCAUCUGCUUGAGGCCUUCAAUUCAACUAGACCUUCACUCAGCAAGUCUGACGUCGAGCGGUAUCAGAAAACCUAUGCCAGGUUUACUAACAAGGAAAAGUCUUCCCGAGAUUUUGUCUCAAAACGCGCCACUCUGGCCUGAAUAAUCUACAAGACAAAGAUCAACACAUAAUCUAUGAAAAGAAGAAAAGAGGAUAUUUUGUUACAUUUUCAAUAAAGUUCAAUAAGUACCUGGUGACUGGUUUAUUUAGUUUUUCCCUUUAAA